Molecule: messenger RNA, 651 nt
Organism: Rotaria sp. Silwood1
Lineage: Eukaryota; Metazoa; Rotifera; Eurotatoria; Philodinida; Philodinidae
Source: the annotation of a GenBank genome assembly
AUGCUACCAUUUCAUACAAGCAAUUCAACUGAUGAAUGGGCAUUUACAGUCAAGAAUGAGGUCAGAAUCAAGCUCAUGCUGAGCAAUGACGAUGUUGAAGAAUUAGCAAGACGAGCAAUUAUGAAAAAGUAUGAUCUCGCUAUUUCUAAAUACUCGAAAUUCUGGGAUGUUGCUCCAUUGAUGAUUGAUUCACUAAUGGCCUAUGUUGUCCAAACUACCAAUUUGCCUGUUGAAGGUGUUUAUCCUUACAGAGCCGUUCAUCCAAAUCAGCUGAUGAUAACAUUUCGAUUUCCAUGUUCAUCGAGCGAACGUGCCAAAGAAAUUUUAGAAAAGAUUAUCGAUGGCGAUUAUGAAAUUGAGGUAGCAUUUUACUUUGCCGGUUUUAAACAGGUUGCGACAAAUCUCAUUUCGAUCACUGGUGCCCAACUAAAAAGUGUACUAAGCAAAACAAUCGCCGAUGGUGGAAGCAAAAAAGUUCAGUUUAUUCAUCGAAAGCAAGCAUCAGAAUUUCUAAGUAGGUAUGUUACUAAUGUAAAGAAAAUGAUUUACUUGGAAAAUGUUAAUUCAAAUGUGUCUGCGUUAUCAGCUGGCUUAGAAGAUCAAUUAAUUUCAUUGUUACAACAAGGUAAACUAAGAUCAUUUAUUAACUGA